AUGCCGUUCGCACAGCUGGUGAUCGGCCCUCCUGGGUCCGGCAAGUCGACGUACUGCAAUGGAAUGCAGCAGUUCAUGUCUGCCAUCGGGCGCAAGUGCUCGAUCGUCAAUUUGGAUCCGGCCAACGACCAGACUUCGUAUACGCCGGCAGUGGACGUGCGGGAGCUCGUUACGCUGGAAGAGAUCAUGAAGGAAGACACCCUGGGCCCGAACGGAGCUGUCCUGUAUGCGCUGGAGGAGCUCGAGGAGAACUUCGAGUGGCUUGAGGAAGGACUACACAGCUUGGGAGGUAUGUUUCUCUUACAUCUACUAUGUAUGGCUCUUCUAACGGUUGGUUGGUUUGGCAGAUGA
Molecule: messenger RNA, 351 nt
Organism: Trichophyton benhamiae CBS 112371
Lineage: Eukaryota; Fungi; Ascomycota; Eurotiomycetes; Onygenales; Arthrodermataceae
Exons: 1
Coding region: 1-351 (116 amino acids)
Cellular component (GO): cytoplasm
Molecular function (GO): GTPase activity
Source: RefSeq, a predicted model, not a curated record